AAGAGUUCUGUGGUUUAUCAUAAUAAAUUUGAGAUUUGUGUGUGAUUCUCGAAUCAAAAAUGAAUCUGCAGAUGCUGUCGCUUAUACCUGUUAUCUAUGCAGUGUGUUUGCCUCGGUUUAAUCUUUGGUUGGCAUUAUUGUUUGUGUUUAAAAUUUUGAAAGAACGCUUUGUAUUAACGACAAAUGCGAAGUGUCAAGUAAAAAUUAUUUGGGAAAAUUCUAAUCCUAAUCAAAUGUGCUAUACAUUAAAAUAUAUUUAAUUAGUUAUUUAUACAAAAUGAAGCAAGGUAUUCUACGUAUAGUCGGCAAUGCGCAACUUAGUCCCUCGAAUUGUCAACGCAAUAUCAAACUCUUAAAAGAACUAUAUUUCAGUUGCAAUUACGAAGAAUUUUUGGAAAUAAAUUUGAAAAUUAUUUUGGGUGCUUUGCAGCAAAAACCAGAAGAUCCUUACGCUCGCAACAUUAUACAAUUUUAUACAGAAUUCAUUGGAACUUUAACAGUGUCUGAGAAUCCAGACGCAAAUGUUGACAAUGAACCUCACUCAUUAUUGGAAGAUGUACUAGAGGAGGUUCUUAAGUUUCAUGAUGUACUUUCCGAAAUUUGUCAACAAAAUGCAUGUGCAUUUGUCUCAAAAACUUUACAAAGUUUGGAUAACUUGUGCUUGAAUACUGACCUUUGGGAUUCAAUUGAGGAUGCUAUGCUAAAAAAAGUCAGGGAUAUAAAACCAAGUGUAAGGAUUCAAGCAAUAUUAGCACUUAAUUAUUUACAAGUUCCUACCAAUCCUGAAUGCCCAAUAAUACACAAUUUGCUUUUAUGUUUACAAGAUCCAGUUGGUGCCGUAAGGCGUGAAGUAGUUAAAAUACUAGCCCCUAGUCCUGUCACUAUUCAAGACUUAAAAAAUUGUGUGUUGGAUUCUGAUCCCACCGUGAGAGUGGAAGCAUUUAAGCGUUUCAUGACUUUAGAACCAAAGCAUUUUAAGAUUGUUGAUAGGCAACUAAUUCUGAGAAAGGGAUUUAGUGAAACCUCUAAACUGGUGAGAAAAGUAGUAAUUGAUGGUUUAAUACCAAAAUGGAUUAGUGAUUUAAAAGGUGACUAUGUGGCAUUUCUGAAAGCCAUUAAAUUAGAUGCAGAUGAGGUUGACAUUCUAGUAUCAGAAGAUUUGUCUACGAAGUUUGUGGAAGUGUUAUUUAGGAGUGAACCAGUUAACAAUAUUAUGAAAUCACUUUGUUUAGAUGAGGGUAAAGUUUUACCUUUGGAUAUGGUCAGCGGAGAAAUGACUCUUUAUUGGAAUCUUGUUGCACAUUACUUAAAGAGUCAUGAUGAAAUGGAGCAAUUUCUAGAUAUGGCCCUUCCAGAGCUCACUGCUUUUUGCAAUUUCAUUGAGAAUGUUGUGAGAAAGCGCAGAAUUAAUGAACUGGAUCAAUGUGAAUAUCAUGAGUUGCAGUAUAUCUUGUACAAUUUGUUUGAUAUUGUUGAUAUUUUUGACAUGUCAGAAGAGGUGGGUAGAAAAACACUUGAAAAGAUGCUUAGAAAUAUUUUAGAGAAUUUUAAAGUGGAAGGACGUUUAUUAACAAAAAUUGUUUCUAUCGCAAGGAAACUCUGGACAAAUUUAAAUACAUUUGUAAAUGAAAUGUCUGAAAUUAUUUCUAAUAUAAGGGAGCCACUUACAGAGUCAGAACCAUCACAGAAUGCUCUGCAUGAAGCAGAAUUUAAGGUCGCCGAAGUAAAGGUACAAAUUAAUAUUCUGCAAGGAAACUUGGAAAAUGCAUUAGAUGCAAAGGACUUUUUAAAAGCCGCUACAAUUCAGAAGGAAUUGGAUCUAUACCAUAUUAAAUUGGAAGAGCUGUCAUUGCAGAAUGUGGAAGCCGAAAAAGUUAGGAUUAUUAAAAAUGAUCCUGAAACCAUAUACCGUUGUUUAAAUUUAUUGGUUGAGAUUUUAAAACAUUACAACCAGAGAGAGCCUUCCCUGUCUUUAACAAUGUGGAAAGAAAACCUGUUGCUGCCCCUUGUAAUGAAAGUUGUCAGUCCCAACAUUGAGCACAGUAUGCUUAAGUGUCUCGCCAUGUACUGUUUGCUUGAUCGCACUAUGGCGGAACAAUAUGUUAUGAAGUUUUGUGCUGCGAUUUUUUUCCAUCAGAACAAAUCAACCUUAUUGGUAGCGAUCGGAGCAAUGAGUGAUUUUUUGCGGCUGUAUGGGGUAAGUAUGUUUGGAAGAGAAGAAACGACUACUGCAAAAGACUCUAGCACUUUGCAUCAAAGACGAUUGUAUAGAGACGAAGACGUGGAAUUAACAAACUGUAAUAUGACCUUGAGUCCUGAGGUCAUUGUCGAUAUGAUUUUGGAUCUAAUGGAUGAUGAGGAUGAAGACAUCAAGAUCACUGCAGCGGAAGCAAUAGGAAAGGUGCUAAUAAGUGAUUUCCCUACAACGCCACAUAUAAUUACUAGGCUGGUUUUAAAAUUAUUCAACCCACUAACAGGUGCAAACCGGGACCUAUUAUAUCCUCCCAGAAAAUUCCUGAAGGAAAAAUUGUCCAUAAGAUUGGAACAGAGAUUAGCCAUAAUGCUUGAGGAAUAUGUAAAUAGAAUCAAGAUUGCCAAAGAAACAUUUGUCAAAGCGGUAAUACCAAUUUUAAGGGCCAUCACCAAUUCCCCUAUGUCCAGCCCGCUGAGAAAAGUAAAGAUGGAUUCUCUAAUUAAAUUUUUGGUGAUGUUCACUAAUCCCCAUGAAGGCCGAACAGAUAUGGUUAACGUUCACCAGACUCUCGCAUUUUCAAUACUUAAAGAACUUACCGAUCAUCCAGGUGAAAAAGUGUCAGUGUAUUUGGCAAAAGUGUUGAAUCUCUUGCAGAUAGACAUUGUCGUCACUCAAGAUAUAAUUACCCAAUGUCGCUUGGUUUUGAAUGAGGAGGAGCUUGAUAAGUCAUGCAAGAUUUACCUAACCAAAUUUUUGACGAAAAUUUCUGCUGCCAUGAAAGAAAUCAGAGUCAGUAAUACUCCUGAGAAAGAAAUUGAUAUCAAUAAAACUGUUGACAAUGAAAGGACUGGAAACUUCGUUGAAAAUGUGUCACAAACCACUCAAUUUGAAGAAGUUACUCCACAAAAUAAAACAAAUUCGCGAGUGUCUGAUAUUAUAGAUUCCAUAGUUAGUUCUGAUAGCGAUGUAAUACCAUCAAGCCUUAGUCCCGAACCAUCAAAUUCUUUAGGAUCAUCCUUAAGAAGGAAGUUAAGAAGUAGCAAACACAAACCUGUGAGCGAAUUAAAGUCCAGUGCGGAUACACCCGCCAAUAAAAAAGCAAAACUUGGUGGGACCACAUCAUCGAAAACACCAGGAAAUAGUAACAAUUUGGCUAAUGGUCAAAACCGAAGUUAUAAUCUGCGAUCAGCCAAGAAUCUUAAAUACAUAACAAAUUCGGUGAAAAUCACGAGACAAAAAGCAAAUAAUAACAUGAUAGACCAAACCGACGAUUUAUCUUUAAACGACGUCCAAUCCAACUCCUCAAAUCUAAGACGCAUCAAAUAUGAUCGUGUUGUCAAACUAACGAAACAACGAAACAUCUGUAAUAACUUCGAUGAUAGUGAAAGCACCAGAUCAACGACGGAUACUGAUGAUUCGGUAUCCGUUAGGUCUCUCAGAUCUAGCUCGUCAAGUACUUCGAGUCGCAGUAAACGCUAUCGUGAAAAUGAGUGCGUUAUUGUUACACCCAAUAGAAAACCCAACCCGAUUAGAGCCCAAACUGACAUUUCUAAAAGACCAAAUAGAGCGAAUAACUUGGUUAUUAGCAAAAUUGUGGCGAGAAAGCUUCAUACAGAUACCAAGUCAUUAUCUGCAAGGUCACUCAGAUCGAACGGGUCAAAAAUAAACGGAGCGAAUGUGCUGCGAAGAAAUGUAUUUGAGAACGCGGGAAUGCCUCCUUGCAAGGAUUUGCAACCACUUAAUAGGGAAUUGAUGAUAAAAAUAGAAAGGCAUCAGAUAAUAUUACCGAAUUGUGCCAGCAACCACCUUGCAAAAGAUGGUCGAUUAAAAGAGAGAAACCAAAAUAGUACACUGGCAAAUAAUGCUGUAAGUGUCGAUCAACCAGGAGAAGCGAGGAACUUGCAAGUUCAAAGUUCAGUAAAUCAUGUUGAGGCCAAGGAGCUUCAAGUAAAAAGAAAAAAAUGCAGGGGUAGUUCAUCCAAACAAACAUCCAGAGUAGUUACAACAGAAUAUAGCAGCACUUUACGCCAAAGAAUGGUUUUAUAUGAAACGUCAUCAGAUUCCGAUUGUCCACACUAUAAAAUAAGAAAAUCCUCGAGGAUCAGAUCCAGGAAAAAGUAGCUGAGUGUCAGCUUUUAUAACCAUAUAUGUAUAUUAUUAAAUAUUGUACAUUUUUAUUUUAUUUUGUUGCUUUUAGAUUUGGAGAUUGUGCCGAAAAAAAGAACAAAAUAUAUGUCGCGUAUACAUAAUAUAUUAAAACGUGUUAUGUAUUGAUAAUAUAUUUUUUUUAUGAGAAUUCAUAAGCUUUAUGUUGGUGUCGUGUCACUAAAAUUACCAAAUUUAUUUAUUUUAAAAAAAAUUUAAAAUUAUUUUUUUAGAUAAAUAUUGUUAAUUUUGAAAAUGGUCACUUGUAAAGUAUAUGCAAUACGAAAAAAUAACGCACAGGGAGUCUUUUAGAGUUAGAAAAAUC
Messenger RNA from Cylas formicarius (sweet potato weevil), 4664 nucleotides. It is a transcript of the gene Cap-G, whose product is annotated as condensin complex subunit 3. The transcript is spliced from 19 exons. Gene Ontology annotation, biological process: mitotic chromosome condensation. The record is from RefSeq and is a predicted model, not a curated record. NCBI's taxonomy places the organism in Eukaryota, Metazoa, Arthropoda, Insecta, Coleoptera, Brentidae. Gene Ontology annotation, cellular component: condensin complex; cytoplasm; condensed chromosome. Bases 278 to 4315 code for a protein of 1345 amino acids.